Zygotorulaspora mrakii is the source of this 678-nucleotide messenger RNA. Its product is annotated as SH3 domain-containing protein. Lineage: Eukaryota; Fungi; Ascomycota; Saccharomycetes; Saccharomycetales; Saccharomycetaceae. Gene Ontology annotation, biological process: protein transport to vacuole involved in ubiquitin-dependent protein catabolic process via the multivesicular body sorting pathway. The transcript has a single exon. Gene Ontology annotation, cellular component: ESCRT-0 complex. Bases 1 to 678 code for a protein of 225 amino acids. The record is from RefSeq and is a predicted model, not a curated record. Gene Ontology annotation, molecular function: protein binding.
AUGUCAGCUUCUUUGAUCAACCGCUCUCUCACAACAGUUAGAACAGAGCUAGAGUUUUUACAAGAGUCUAACGUGAUCUCUGAGCAGACGUUCAGAAGAAUAAUGGAAAGUUUGCCAGAAAGAUAUAAUCCUAACGACUCCAAGCAACCGGUAGAAAAGGUUAGUGAGUUCGUCGAAGCUAUCUAUAAAUUUGAUCCACAACAGGAUGGUGACUUGGGUCUAGUCCCUGGGGACAAGGUUGAAGUUUUGGAGAAACCAUCACCCGAAUGGUUCAAAGGUAGGUGUAAUGGCAAGGUGGGUAUGUUCCCAAGCAACUAUGUUAAAUCAGCGUUUUCAGGAAGCUCUUCAUCCUCUAGAGCAAAUCUGGCACCGCCUCCUCCUCAGUACGAGCAACAGCCAUCCCAGCAAAUGAUGCAGCAACAGCCAUCACAGCAAAUGAUGCAGCCACAGCCCUCUGGUAGUUCGUAUCAGCAACCUUUUCCACCAGCUUCAGCUAAUUAUUAUCAGCAACCUCCACCACCACCACAACAACAACAGCAGCAGCAGCAGCAGCAGCAGCAGCAGCAGGCACCAAAUAAGCCGAGCCAUUUCAAAAAAUUUGGCAGUCAGUUGGGUAACGCAGCAAUCUUUGGUGCAGGUGCAACGAUUGGAUCUGAUAUUGUCAACAGUAUUUUCUAG